Molecule: messenger RNA, 884 nt
Organism: Porites evermanni
Lineage: Eukaryota; Metazoa; Cnidaria; Anthozoa; Scleractinia; Poritidae
Source: the annotation of a GenBank genome assembly
GUCCCCCUCUCUGAGGUGUCGCCCUCGCAGCUGAUUGCGUAUGACCACGAGAGGGACCUAUUGCCCGUGAUGUUGGCAAACUGCAGCUACUCACUAGAAAUGGGAAGAGAAACGCAGCUCCAGUACAACUGGGAAACGCUAGAGAAGCAAAUCAUUGAUCGGUUCAUACGGGGAAGACCAGAAGUAAACUUUGACGUAAGCAACCUGUUAUAUAAUGCUCUUUACUAAAAGGAAUUUUUAGUUUUUUACUGUGUUGAAAGACGUUUUAAUGAAGCUUUUUUAGUAUUAGUAACUGCACCGCUGAUUGGAGGUUUUGUGCCUGGUUUCAUUUUAGGGCUUGCUAGACCUUUUUUUAGCAAUUGAAACGGCAAAAGGGAAUGACUAGAAAUUCACAACUCUUCAAUAAAGAAUUCUUGGCUUCACUGAAAAAUGGAGAACGCAAAAAAAAGAACUUAAAGUGUUUUGUAACAAACCCAGAAACAAAGAUGGUUUGUUAAGAAUAACCGUGAGAAUCAAAGUUUGACUUAUUACACUUUGUUUUUCGUUUGUUUUUAACUCAUCGACGGCACCUUAAACUCGAUUUUCAACUUUCAACCUGUUAGGUGGAAGAUUUUGUGUUUCUCGAGGAUGCCCGAGAUGAGUUUUCCUUUGCUGCAUUGAAACACAAGAUUCCACAGGUGCGUUGUUUUUACAUAUCAAAUAUUUAUCAUCAGCAAUACUGAGAACUUUUACACGAGCAAAACGUAAUUUUUUUUCUCUUUAUCCCCCGGAAGGAGCCCAUAACGGGACACAUUUGUACUCAGAUCCUGUCGGAGUUCAAAGAUCUCAAGGAUGUUACAGACGUGGUCAAAACGAUAGAAAUUACAGUUGGUUUUUUGUCUACA